This is a messenger RNA of Naegleria gruberi, 2462 nucleotides long. RefSeq lists its product as uncharacterized. NCBI's taxonomy places the organism in Eukaryota, Heterolobosea, Eutetramitea, Acrasida, Naegleriidae. The transcript is spliced from 2 exons. The record is from RefSeq and is a predicted model, not a curated record. Bases 1 to 2457 code for a protein of 818 amino acids.
AUGUUAAACAAAUCAUCUGAUGGUGGUAGAUUGCCUCAUCGUAAUCAUCCACUCUUAAAUCAUUUCAUAUAUCAAUAUAAUAUUCAUCAGCAGCAUAAUAACAACAAUGGAUCGGAGGAAGAUAUUGAUGAUAAGAAAUUAUUUAGCAAAUUGAAACAAGACUUGGCAGAACAUUUAAAUAAUAAUCAAUUAAUUGAUGAAUACUUUUCUUGUUUAUCUCCUUCGGUAUCAAAAUUAGUACACAAGAAUGAUGGCAAAAUAGAAAAUAAUGAACAACAACAAUAUAUUGAUUCUACAACAGGUUUAUUACUAGUAGAUGACGAUGAAAAUUCAACAACAGAAGGAUUUCCUCUACUUGAUGUGUUAUCCGAUAACUUUUUAAAUGCUUCUUUAGAAUUGAGAGAAAUUUGCAAGUCUAUUUGGAAGACUAAUUCAUUAGAUUCAAUUUUAUUGGAUUGCAAUACUCAAGUAAUGUCAAUUAAACAAUUAUUGAUUGAAUAUAUUACAGUGACAAAACAACCAUUGGAAAUUCUUGAAUAUUUACAAAAUAUUACUCAACAAGAUGAUUCAUUUUCUAAUGUUUAUUCAGUAUUUAGUUUACUUUCAACAAUGGUUGAACAUUUGAUUACAUCUGUUGUCUAUACAGUUGCUACAUUGGAUGAGUCAAAGAAUGGUAAUGAUGUUGUCAUUCCAUUGACAUUGACCGAAAUAUUGGAAUGUGAACAAGUUAAAAAAAUAUUACCAAUCAAAUUAUUGAAUAUCAUUAAGGUUUUUAUGGGUCCACCUAAAGGACUCAACUUGAGAAAUGUACUUUAUCAUGGAUUUUUAGAUGAAACAGAAAUUCAUCCAUCCUAUUUAUCAUUUUUAUGGAGAAUUUACUUUACCACAUGUAAAUGUGUAUCUACAUAUACUCAAAUAUCAGGUUGGACUGAAUUUGUAUUGAAACCAAGAACUGAUUUGACCAACGUUUCACAAUAUGAAGAACUUUUCAAAUACCAAAAUGAUCAACUUUUAUUUCAAAAUGAAAAUGAUUCCAAGACGAUUGAUAAAAUUCUAGAUGAAACCUAUUUCAUUAUACCAACAAGAAUUAGAAUAAUCAAGAAGGCAUUUGAAUUUUUACAAAAAGGUAUUUUACAAUCCAGUGCAAUUGACUUGCAGCUUUCUCUCUGUUUACUUUUCCCUCAAUUUGAAUUUUGUUUGAGAAGAGUUUACAUUGCUUCCAAUCAAAAAGUUGAUGAAAGAACAUGGUCUGCUCAGAAUGAAGAAUUUUUCAGUACAUUGGAUGUAAUUUUUGCCAAUCACUUGGAAACAUCAAUCUAUUGUGAUUCAGUUCUCUCCUCAAAAGAUCAAAAAACUGUUAUUGAUCAUCAAAAUUUAACACCCAACGAAUUAUUUAACAUUGUUGGGAAUAACAUUGGUGAUGCUCUUAUGGAUGCAUUCAUAUUUUAUAGGGGUCCUAAAUUGAGAGACAAGAUUGCUCACUGUCAAGUUCUAGGCCAAAUGGAUCCAAAACUAGUUCAACAUUUCUUUUUAAUAUUUAUUUCUUUAUGUGUUCAUUUUUCUAAAGAUGGAAAUGAAUCAACAUUAGAGACUUCACAUCUUUUACAAUCCACAAUGAACCAUCUUAUUAACAAACAAGUAUCAUUCAGUUUUUAUGAUAUUAGAACUAGAUUUAUUAAUUUUUGGAACGAGAUUAAGGAUGUAUAUUAUCAAAAGAAGAAAUUUUACUGUUGUGGAGAGGGAUAUGUAUGCGAGAAUCCAGUGGGGCACAUCAAGGAAUUAGAUGAGUACAAGUGUGCUAUCAAUAGAGAUGGAUUUUCUCUAUUGAAAUCACUUGAUGAUAAUAUUAGAGAUGAUUUGGUUAAUAUUUUAGAGACAAAUUUUAAAAAAGGACAACCAAAGAAUGUGCAAUUUUCCAUGAAUGAAUGCUUUGAAUAUUUGAUAGUGAAAAAUCCACUCAUUGGAAAGAUUCAAUCACAAGAUAUUGAGUGCACAUACAAUAACCAUUUCCACUGCCCAGCUCAACAAAUUACCAAUAUUGAAAUGUUGGUAAGAGUUUUAGAGCAUUUGUACACUGGUUUGGAAGCAUUGGAAGAGAAAUAUUUGGAUUUGUGUAACUUAAUUAAUGAAAGAAAGGCCAGAACACCACAAAGAAAACUUUUCAUUACAAUGACUCAAACUAGAUCAAUUAUUGAUUUUAUUUUCAAGUUCUUUAUUGAAUAUACUUUUAUUCAAUUCGAAAUAAUUGAUAAGAGACAAGUGGAGGAAGGUGAUGGAAAGAAACGUUUGAAUUGGGUUCAACAAUUAUUAACUCAAGCUCUCAGAAUUGAAGGUCAAAUCAAAGAAGGAACUAUUGGUGUCAUGUGUGCAAAAUUCUUGGAAUUUAUCAUUCAAAAAGAAAAGAACAUUACAAAAGACUUUCAAGAUUAUGAACUUGUAAAUAAUGAAAGUAAAUAAAUUUU